This is a messenger RNA of Didymodactylos carnosus, 626 nucleotides long. The record is from the annotation of a GenBank genome assembly. Lineage: Eukaryota; Metazoa; Rotifera; Eurotatoria; Philodinida; Philodinidae.
AUGUUAGAUUUGAAUAAAUAUAAAUUUAAAAUUAUUAAAGAUUCACCCGAUGAAUUUACUUAUAGAACAAAAGUGCCUGAAUAUAUAAAUGGAUCGAUUAUUAACAUAGAAUGGACAUUAUUAAGUGGUAAAAUGACUGAAUGUUUUUUGAAAUAUGAAAAAGACAGUUUUCAGAAAAUUAAAUGCGAUCAAGAAUAUGCUAAAUUAUCCAAUUUGUCAUCAGGUGUUUAUCGCUUUUAUGUAACGUACUCCACAAAAUGUACAGCUUCAAUAUCUAGUAAUGAAAUAACCUGGACAGUCGUUGCUGAUAAACCGAAAUUAACUGUUAAAACCGAAGGUUUAGUGGGUAAAUAUGCUUCAAAUAACUUUUCAGUAAAUUUAAACUGCACACAUGCGAUAAAAUGUAUAAUUUUGUGUAAAUUCACCAAUAAUACAGAUUUUAAAAUAUGUUCGGGUAUAUUUAAACCUACAACACCAUUAAUACAUCUACAUGAUUAUAGUUUACAGCUUUAUGCUUACGAUGAUCUUGGUAAUCGAGGUGAUAUUAUAGAAAUCAAAUUUAAAGCAGAUACUCAACCACCUGAAAUGGGAUAUUUAGAAUCAUCUUUAGAACUAAAUUGUGGAUC